UAUACUACACUGGUGGCUGUGAGCUUGUUAGCUGUAUUAGCUUCACAUUUAGGAGUGUGAACGAGUCAUUUGUAUGAUUGAAUGUUUUUAUAUAUUUUUUUUUUUAUUUAAACUGUUAAUUCAGGAUCUCCCUGUUAAAACAUUAUUUCGAGUGAAAAUAAUAAUGGUGUGAGAAUGCUCAAACUUUCUCACACUGGUCCUACUGAGUGUUUGUUGUUGUGAAAACUUUGUCACUGAUAUAUUGGGGUAUGCUGAAACGGAUAAUCGAUGGCGACUCAGUCGCUCGCCGAGCGCACCAUCUCGGAGAACAGCCUGGUGGUGCUGCUGCAGGGUCUGCACGGUCAGGUGACCACGGUGGAGCUGCGGGACGAGAGCACGGCCCGGGGUCGCGUCCUCAACGUGGACGCCUUCAUGAACGUGCGUCUGGAGGACGUCUUGUACCGGGACAGACGAGGGAACGUCUCGGAGAUGGCCGACCUGUUCGUGACCGGCCGUAACGUGCGCUACGUCCACAUUCCUGACCACGUGGAUAUCGUAGACACCAUACAGACCCAGCUGGAGAAGAUCCACCGAGUGCGCUGCUUCACUGAGAAAGGGAGGAAGGAGUACAGCAAGAAGAAAAAAGGCUUUCCUCAAUCGGCUCACGCAGCCUCCGAAACACACACGCAGGCGCAACUCCAAUAAAACAUACAAUACUUAAGUUAAAUGUUAUUGUUUAAUAUUCAGUUAAUCUUUGGAGAAUAUAUUACAAUCUUGGAAUAAAAAAAAAGUUCUAUUGUA
Molecule: messenger RNA, 780 nt
Organism: Ictalurus punctatus (channel catfish)
Lineage: Eukaryota; Metazoa; Chordata; Actinopteri; Siluriformes; Ictaluridae
Gene: lsm10
Product: LSM10, U7 small nuclear RNA associated
Exons: 2
Coding region: 268-684 (138 amino acids)
Biological process (GO): mRNA 3'-end processing by stem-loop binding and cleavage
Cellular component (GO): cytoplasmic U snRNP body; nuclear body
Molecular function (GO): histone pre-mRNA DCP binding; U7 snRNA binding
Source: RefSeq, a predicted model, not a curated record